Messenger RNA from Chlamydomonas reinhardtii, 2062 nucleotides. RefSeq lists its product as uncharacterized. The record is from RefSeq and is a predicted model, not a curated record. The transcript is spliced from 2 exons. Lineage: Eukaryota; Viridiplantae; Chlorophyta; Chlorophyceae; Chlamydomonadales; Chlamydomonadaceae. The coding region runs from base 53 to 409 and encodes 118 amino acids.
UAUUACUGCCGCUGCCUUUGCUGCCGCUGCAGACGCCCACGAUGGCGGUGAAAUGGCGGCGGCGCUGCCCGCCUCCUGGCGGGAGGGCAUCAUCACCCUCAUCUACAAGGGCAAAAGCCUGGACCGCGCCGAGCUGGCGUCGUACCGGCCCAUCACGCUGCUCAACUGCGACUUCAAGAUGGUGUCCAAGGCCGUCAGCGCCCGCCUGCAGCCCGCCCUGGAUGCAGUUGUGGAUGAGCUGCAGACCGCGUUCAUCACCGGCCGCUGGAUUGGAGACAACGCGCUGUACCUCCAAGGCCUGAUCGAAUGGAUGCGCCUGGACGUGGGCGCGGACGGCACGCCACGGCAGGGUGAUUUCGCGGCGGAGGGUUGUGAUGGCGGUUGUGGUGUGGACGGCGUGCUGAACUAGUUUACGGCAUGUGUUGUGUGCGGACUGUGUGGGGCAUCCGAGUGUUUUGAGGAGGGCAUGAAGGUGGGGUGUGACCGUGCCAGUAUGGCCAAGGCUAAUUAUAGUGUCUGGGCUGUACAUCACGUCCCAGCCUGCGUCGCGGAGAGCGGCCACGAGGUCUUCGUGUUGUUGCAGUUUCUCUGCGCGUUUGUCUGGGUGGUUUAGGUCCGAGCAGUAUCCGACUUCUAUGACGUAGACCUUAUGGGCGCUCCUUUGUCGGCGUGCGCGGGGUGCACGGGCUGGCAGUCCGGACAUGUGCAUCCGGAGUGUGGGAAUGACCAGCAGGUCUGGACGGAGCUUCUUACGCACGCUCUCUGGCGUGCUGGGGAGCAUCCACGCAGGGAUGCGGGUUCCCCCGCUGUAAGUGGGGGCAUCCUUACCGGCGUCCAUGUACAUAACGCAGCCUCCAUAGUGGCCCUGACUUAUUGCUUUCGCUAUCCGCUGGACAGCGCGGUUGUGACGCGCAAUGUAGGCUGCUUUCAUGCGUGGGUGGGUGCAGCCGCCCAGGGUGUGCGUGCCACCGUCGUCGCCGCGGCACAGGGGGCAUUCGCCGCCUGCGCAGCCGGGCAUGGGGUGUUUUACUCUUGCGGCCCGCUUGGCAUUCCAGGAGAGGCCCCAGCGGUAUUUGAACGCGCAGCGGGCCUCUUCAAAUGAGAACUUGUCGAACAGGUUUAGGCCGUAGCGUUCGUCGAUGUGCUUCCUCGCUGCCUCCCAUAGUUCCGCGUACAGUCCUGAUUUGGUAUAACCGGUCGCGGUGGAUUUACGGGCCAUUUUCUUCAGGUCGCGAUUGAGGUCGUUGGCGUAGCGCAACCGUUCUUCCAAAUUGCCAUUGUGCUCCACAAUUUCCUUCUGGGCAAUCCAUCCCUCUAAGGGUUCAUAUGGGUGCGAGUAUAGAGUUUCUGUCGCAUCCGGCUGCACUGUUCUGGUGGCCACAGCCUGUGCCGCUUCAUCCGCUUUCUGAUUUCCUACGCAUGUGUCUGUCUGGUGCGAACGUACGUGAUAAAAUGAUGUCUUGUGUCCAGCUAGGGCACGUUCCGCAAGUUGGUCGACUAUGGUCCCAAACAUCUCGCGGUGCUUGCUUACGUGGAGUGACUCGGGCUCCAUAAUGGCGCGACGGAGGAUGAACAGACUGACAAGACUGUCGGUGUAGACCCGUAGGUGAGGUGUGUCGCGAUGGAGGCGGAGCGCCGUGCGUAUGGCGGAUGAUUCACACCGAAGGAUGGUGCUCAGGGGUGUGUUGAAGGCGAUGUCUUCAUCAAUGUGCGUGGCGCGGUUGUCGCUGGCGUCCCAGACCGCCGCUCCCAGGCCCGUGUACUCUCGUGUGUGUGGUACUUUGCUCCCGUCGGUAAAGACCGCGGAGCCUCGUGUGUGUGCGAGCGGGACAUAAGCGCGGUAGAGGGUUGCAAGCUCCGUAGGGGAUGGUAGGGUGGGGGCAUCGCGAGGGGGCUGGGGCUGGGGCGUCUGGCUGCUCUGGGCGAGGAUGCGCCGUUUUAACUUCCGGGGGGUUGGGGGCCACGGGUUGGGUGUGUCUGGGUCCGUGGGGGGUUUACGGGUAGCUAGGUGCGGUGUGUGCCCGAGCGCGUCCGCUAGGGCGAGUGCAAGCCCACUCUCCAG